AUGAACAUCAAUUCAAAUAAUGAUAUUCUAACCACUGAUCGUUCUACUUUAUUGCAUGGAUUUAAAUUACUUUUUGUUAUGUUUGGUCUAGGAUGUGCUGUGUGUUUAGCUGCAUUGGACCAAACAAUCGUUGCUGCUGCUUUGCCUAAAAUUGUUUCAGAUUUCAAUGGGUUGAAUCAAAUCUCUUGGAUUGCCGGUGCAUACUUACUUACAGAAACCUCCCUUCAACCAAUUUAUGGAAAGUUAUCAAAUAUUUUUGGUCGCAAAGUGACUAUAUUGUUCUCUGUUUUUGUUUUUGAGCUGGGCAGCCUACUAUGUGGUGUCGCACAAAAUAUGAUUUCAAUUAUAAUAUUCCGUGCUAUUGCUGGUAUUGGUGGCGGUGGAAUCUUUAUACUUGCUGAGAUUAUCGUUACAGACAUAGUUAGUGCUAAAGAUGUUGGAAAGUACCAAAGUAUUAUCAAUGCAUGCUAUGGUAUCUCUUCUGUAGUCGGACCUCUUUUGGGUGGUAUUUUUACAGAUCAUGUUAGUUGGAGCCUUCAUUCCUCAAAACAAACCGACCUUUUUGAAAAGAUCAAGAGACUCGAUAUUAUUGGUAUUGCCAUAAUUAUUGUAUCAACAAUUGGUAUAUUGCUACCUCUUAAUUGGGGUGGUAGUGCCUAUGCCUGGAACAGUCCCAUGAUUAUAGUGCCCUUUUGCAUUGGCGUGGUUGGUUAUGUUAUAUUUGGCUUUGUUGAAAGUUACGUAGCUGUCGAGCCUAUUGCUCCACUAGGCUUUUUGCAAGGAAUGGCAUUCUUUAGUUUUAUUAUUUAUGCACCUAUCUACUUUCAAGCGGUAAAAGGUUAUUCCGCUACUAUGGCAGGAUUGGCAUUAGUACCCUACGUUCUUGGAUUUUCAGUAGCCAGUGCUCUAACGGGUCAACUAUAUUCUCGAACCAACAAAGUGACAUAUAGAUUACUCUGCCUUAUAGGUGCAGCUUCCAUGACUAUUAGUUUUGGAUUAAUUACAAUGUGGAAUGAAAAUAGUGGUCCCGGUGAAUUGAUCGGAUUCAUGGUUAUAGCUGGAUUUGGUGCUGGUAUAAUUUUUCAAGGUGUUUUAUUAUGCUGUCAAGAGUCUAUUGAGCAUAAAGAUAUAGCAAUUACCACCUCUUUACUAAUGUUCUUUGCUACCGUUGGAGGUGUGCUUGGAAACGCAAUAAUAGGGAAUAUAUUUAAUAACAAACUUAUACAAUCUUUGAAUUCAUUAUCAUUGCCACAAAAUUUUACACCACAAUCUGUAGACUCUGUGCAAUUUUUACCAGUUGAAUCACGGGCCUUGGUUAUUCAUGCUUAUUUGAUCGCAUUGCAUUCGUCCUUUAUAGCUUUCAUACCUAUAUGUGGGUUAAGUUUCAUUUCAUCCUUGCUAAUGGGAAAUAUUAAACCUUCAUAUAGUGAGUAA
Molecule: messenger RNA, 1434 nt
Organism: Dentiscutata erythropus
Lineage: Eukaryota; Fungi; Glomeromycota; Glomeromycetes; Diversisporales; Gigasporaceae
Source: the annotation of a GenBank genome assembly